Molecule: messenger RNA, 999 nt
Organism: Coccinella septempunctata (seven-spotted ladybird)
Lineage: Eukaryota; Metazoa; Arthropoda; Insecta; Coleoptera; Coccinellidae
Gene: Rrp40
Product: exosome complex component RRP40
Exons: 1
Coding region: 192-884 (230 amino acids)
Biological process (GO): U4 snRNA 3'-end processing; exonucleolytic trimming to generate mature 3'-end of 5.8S rRNA from tricistronic rRNA transcript (SSU-rRNA, 5.8S rRNA, LSU-rRNA); nuclear polyadenylation-dependent rRNA catabolic process
Cellular component (GO): cytoplasmic exosome (RNase complex); nuclear exosome (RNase complex)
Molecular function (GO): RNA binding
Source: RefSeq, a predicted model, not a curated record
UGUAGUCCUGUCAUAGUGUCAUAUCCAGAAUCUGCAGUCAUAUCAAAAUCUAAUGUAAAACCAAAAGGGUAGUAUCUUCGAUAAAACGUAACGUUACGAAAUUUGUAUGAGUUGAAAGUUAACUUCUCAUCGUAGCCAAUUGAUUCUCCUGGAUACUUUCUGUUCCAAUCCCGUUGACAAAUCAUCUUAUCAUGGUUUGUAAGGAAGGUCAACAGGUUUUUCCAGGUGAUGUGCUAAGUGGUUUGAAAUCAAAUAAGCUAGUGAGUAUUCUUGGACCAGGAUUGCAUCGAAAUGAUGAUCUUCCAAAUUCAGUGAUUGUAACUAAAGUAGGGACCUUGGGUUUUAAAGCUCCCAAUACUUACUGGGUGGAAAGCAACGAGAAAAGAUAUUCACCCAAACGGGGAGAUCUCGUUGUUGGCGUAGUCAUAAAAAAAUCUGGAGAUAUGCUGAAGGUAGAUAUUGGAGCCAGUGAACAUGCUUCCCUGUCGAUGCUAUCCUUCGAAGGGGCAACCAAAAAACAAAAAGUAGAUGUGAAUGUUGGUGAUGCAGUUUAUGCAAGAGUCCAUAAUGCAUACAAAGAGAUGGAACCAGAAUUGAUGUGUGUUGAUGCACUUUUCAAAGCAGGAAAAUUAGGAUUACUAUCCAAUGAAGGAUUCGUUUUCAACACGAGUGUGAAAAUGGCACAGAAGUUAUUAGACCUAGAAUAUCCUUUAUUAUGGACACUUGGAAAAAAAUAUUCCUUUGAAAUUGCUGUGGGGUUGAAUGGAAAGAUCUGGUUAAAAUGUAACAGGACUUUAGAUACUUUAAAAAUUCAGCAAGCCAUUCAUAUUGCUGAACGACAAAGCAACAAAAGCAUUGUAGAAACUUGUCGGAAGAUAAGAUAAAAGUUGUAUAGUAUUGUUUCAUUAUCAUUAUAUAUUGAUAACUUUCUUGAAAUCUUGAGGUCCUCAAUUGAUUUCCUAAUCUUUGUAUUUUGGAAAAUUUUUGACUUUAAUUGAU